UUUCUUGACUGCUCGGGAAUACUCGCCAAAUCGGCUUGUUGUCGGCCGUGCAAUCGCCUGAGUCGGAAUGGGUGCACCUGAGACCUUGCUCGUCGGCUUUGCAAUCGACGUGACCGAGCGACUCGCCACAAUAUCACAGGGCUUACGAGGAAGCGGAGAGGACCAAUUUUGUCCAUCAUUUUCUGCGGCUCUUUGGUUAAUCAAUCAGCAACUCCAAGGCCAAGAAAUACCGACUUCAGGGCUUGAUACUCGCUUACUCAAAUUACUGAGUAAUCUCGAAAGAAUCUGCAAACCACAAUCUAGUCUUUCCUAUAAACGCCAGCCAGGUCCGUUAAGACCUGGAAAGGAGGGUCUCGACCUUGCACAAAGGUAUCCCGGCCUAGAUCUGCUCCGCCAUAACAAUCGAAAGAGUGCCGUGGACGGUAUUCGAAAGUUGUCUUCAGGCCAAAGGCCCGAGUCAACAAAGAGGAAGCAUGAUCUGCUGAAAAUCCUUGAAGCCUUCGGUGGUGCGCUGGUGGCUGAAGACCAAGUCCCUGAUCCCAAAACGAAGAAAGACAUCUGGACUGGCGAUGAUUUCACGGGCUCAAUCCGAACUCUCCACCAGGUUCUGUCCGAAUACAUGUUCUGUGACGCAGGAAGUCAGAAGAAAGAAAUAGCAGGGAGGCUUCGAUUGGCAGUGGAGAGUGACCAAGAAUCCGACUCGCCGAUGUUUGACAUGAUGUUCCUCGCGCAUCCGCACAACGAACUACGCGAGGAAUCUUUCCGGUGGCGAGAAACCCGAAUCCGAGUCAAUAAAAGGAAACCCAAGUUUAAGGGCGAAGAAAAAAAAGACGUGCAACUGUUGAUCGGUGGCGAAAUACACACCACAGACUUUUGCGAGAGAAUCAGUGCAAGAGAGCAAUACCAACUAUCUCUUGUGGUCUCAGACAAACAGCUAGAAUUUGUCGAAUGGUGUGAAGGGGCCAAGUCGUGGGUGCCAAACUCCCCCUCGGUGUCCCUGAACACCAUUUUGAGGAACCACAAGCUGUCUCGAAAAAUGAAGUAUUUGCUGUCUUACCUUCUGGCCAAGUCAGUGUGGCAAUUCUACUCCACUGACUGGAUGGGCACAGAAUGGUCAAAGGACAGCAUACACUUCAUGUUUGAGCACCGCAAGAGUGCUAGCAACGCGGGCAUAUAUCUGAACGAGCCUUUCAUUUUAGCACGGUUCAACCCGGAUGCUAAAAUUGAUGACGCAGUGUUUCGGCCUCACAAAUUCCCCAAGAUAAAAGCCCUCGGCAUCCUCUUGUUGGAAAUUGAACUUGGAACAGUCAUUGAGGAUCACUUCGGACCAGACUGCUUUGCACCUGAUGGACAACCCAACGCCGACGCGGAUCUUUAUGUAACCCUCAAGCUCUAUGAUGACCCUGACAUAUUGGAGGAUUCAUUUCCACUACUGAAGACUGUAAUUGGCGAGUGCCUACGGCCUUCAAAAUUCAUGCAACAUCGGCACAGUGUUGAGGAGCUUCGGAAAGUUUUCCAAGAUCAUGUAGUUGACCCUCUUCAUACGAUUGUAGGUCUUUACGGCCAGCCAGAUAAGAUUAAGCUUCGCCCGACUGUUCAAAUGCCACCCACACAGUCCCUACAGGUUACUUAUCAGCAUCAAAAGGUGCCAUCUCGCGACACAAAAAUUGAUGAAGUUCGCCAAGUAAUAGAGACUGCCACUUUCAAGGGCUCCGUGGCAAGCUGCAUCGGGCAGGCCUCGUCGGAAGAUUGGUUCGAUGAAUUAGACAACCUAAACGCCAUCCUCUCGUCCAUGCCUGAUGAGGUUGAUCAAACCUACAAGCGAGUUCGCGUCGUAGUCAUAGACACGGGCAUUGAUGGGACGGAUCCCUACGCCAAGCACGUACGAGACUACAAAGACUUUGUCUCCAAAAAUGAUGGCGUUAAGCAAGACAAGACUGGACAUGGUACAAAUUCCGUAAAACUUAUCUUCAAGGUCUACGCUCAAGCCGAAGUCUAUGUGGCCCGGGUGUUUGAGAGUAAUCACGCGAAUGAUGAUACCCAGGACUUGAUGUUGGAGGCAAUACAACAUGCAAAGGAUGUUUGGAAGGCCGAUAUCAUCACGAUUGCAUCGGGAUUCGAGAAAGACCACGCCAAUAUGCGGAAAGCCAUUAAGAGAGUCGCGAGCGAUGGGACUUUGGUCUUCGCGGCGGCAUCGAACUACGGCAAUAUCAGGCAAGUCACUUUCCCAGCGCGAAUGCAGGACGUAGUAUGCAUGUACUGCACAGAUGGCCGCGCCAAAGUGUCGCCGUCCAUCAACCCUGCGCCUCAAACCAGCAAAUCCAAGAACUUUGCCAUCCUAGGCGAAGGGGUGAUGGUUCCGCCUUCAAUAGGCCAACAAUUGACUGGAACAUCUGUGGCUACAAGUAUUGCCGCUGGCCUUGCUGGACGACUCCUUGAUUUCUCACGCCAGAUCGAUGGCCAACAAUGCAUAAGAUGUGUUGGAAAUUUGGCGAGCGUCGAGGGCAUAUCUGCGGUUUUCAGUCAUAUGGCCAAAGGAGCACAAGACUACAAGUACAAUUGCGUGGUGCCUGGACGGCUCUUGCAGCACUUGGACGACGACUUGGAAAGGAAAGUCAAGAGAAAAAGAAUAUGUGAGACGCUUUCUGGCGCCUUGGAAAACAUCGACUUGGAUGGUUGAUGGUUCUGCUUGCAGUAGUGCAGCGGCGGGGAAAAGAGAGAGUUCGCAAAACGCCGGGAUGUAGAUGUUAGAUUGGAAGGUUGGAACACCAGGGCUCCAUGAUGUCACGUGAGGCAGGGAGCUCAGGCUAGACCGUAUUCAGAAGGAAGGAAAACCUAGACCCGCCGGCCCCUGAAGGGGCGGGCGGAUUUGAACAGAUACACAAUACACACACAAGUUCAAG
This is a messenger RNA of Ilyonectria robusta, 2903 nucleotides long. RefSeq lists its product as uncharacterized. The coding region runs from base 68 to 2680 and encodes 870 amino acids. Lineage: Eukaryota; Fungi; Ascomycota; Sordariomycetes; Hypocreales; Nectriaceae. The transcript has 6 exons. The record is from RefSeq and is a predicted model, not a curated record. Gene Ontology annotation, molecular function: serine-type endopeptidase activity. Gene Ontology annotation, biological process: proteolysis.